Molecule: messenger RNA, 2448 nt
Organism: Heterobilharzia americana
Lineage: Eukaryota; Metazoa; Platyhelminthes; Trematoda; Strigeidida; Schistosomatidae
Source: the annotation of a GenBank genome assembly
UUGAAAAAGGCCACGAAAAUGCCUUAGCUCCAAGUAUUUUAGUGUGGUUCAUUCACUGCGUAAGGAGCUUUUCAAUAAGGAUUAACCGAUGUGGGAGGAAAUCGCACAAAAUUUGUGCAAGAAUGUAUCCGAUACAUUUUUGUGGGAACAUUUACAUAAGCUCUGUAGUGGCUGUCCACAUCCAACAGGUAGCAAAGCGAAUUAUGAAUUAGCAGGUAUGAUAGAAACUAGCUGGAAAGAGUGGGGUUGGCCUAUUGUUCAUCGUCAGGAAUUUUCUGUGACUCUGCCUUUAGGACCUCCAGAAAGCGGUUCAUGGAAUGAGGUACUUCUGACCAGCAGAGAUGGCUCUUUAGUCAUACACAGAGCUCAAAAUAGCGUUGCUGUCCCAUUUACAUCUGGAGACUGCAUUCAACCUCCAAACGUUAUAGAUCCAAAGAAUGACCGUUUACCAGUCUACCAAGCCUAUUCCUGUCCAGGUGAAGUAUUUGGGCAUUUUGUUUUCGUGAAUUAUGCAAAUCGUAAGGAUUUGUUAGAGUUUGAUAAACUGCAAAGUCGGGAGAAAGGCCAACCCAGCAAACUAUGCGAUAACAACAUAAUUGCAAUUGCUAGACUUGGUAGUGGAACUCGACAAUACAAGUUGAAAAAUCUUAUGGAACAUUGUGAUUGCGGUGAUGGUAAUACCCCACUUCCUGACCAUCAUCCUGGGGCUCUCAUACUUUAUCCUGAUCCAAGUGACUUCUCAGAAGACCAUUCUAUUUAUCCAAAUGGAAAUGGACUGCCAGGAGAUGCACCUGUAUUCGGUCAUAUCAAUAUGAAACAUGAUGGUGGUGGUGAUCCGACUUGUACUGGCUUGCCAUCACUUCCUCAUAUUUAUCGAACAGACGCAUUGGUACCAGGUGAGGCCCUCACUCAGAUCCCCGUUCAGCCAAUUGGUUAUGAUGAUGCCAAAGUACUUUUGUCAUACUUAGAGGGACCGAAUGUUCCUAGUGGUUGGGAAACAAGUCUAGCAACUCAUGUAGGACCGUCAUCUGAAAGCUGUUUAAAAGUAACUGUAAACAACCAAGUCUCUGCAAAUCCAAUAAAGUUAUGCAAUGUGAUAGGUGUUAUGCCUGGAGACAGCACAUCUAGUAUGAAUGAAUCAGAUCAAUAUGUAAUUAUGGGUAAUCAUCAUGACGCUUGGGUGCAAGGUGCAUGUGAUCCGGGAUCAGGAACGGUGAUUUUGCAGCAAAUUGCUCGAAUUCUGGGUGAAGCUUAUCGUGACGGUUUUCGACCUCGUCGUACCAUAAUUCUUGGUUCUUGGGAUGGGGAAGAACUUUCCCUUUUGGGUUCAACACAUUUCGUACAUACUUUUGAAUGUGAACUGUUAUCCAGAUCUAUUGUUUAUAUCAACUCAGAUUGUCCAGUAAAAGGUCAUAAAGUAUUUUCUGCUCGAACUGACGAGUUGCUUGUGGAUGGUAUUUUUAAAGCUGCCAAAUUGGUGCAAGUUGAUCCGCCAGUAAAUAUUCAGUCACUUUAUGACGAAUGGUUAAAUCAUCAGAAUAAUAAUGUUAAUGAACCAAAGGUAUCAUCUCUUGGUGGAGGAUCUGAUCAUAUACCCUUUGCUUAUCGUUUGGGGAUUCCAUCUACAUAUCCAGAAUUUCUCCCAGAUGAUGGUUUUUAUAACACACCAGUGUAUCAUACAGCGUACGAUAUUGUUGAUGUGGCAGAACGAUUCACUGAUCCUGCUUCACCAGUUACAGGCCAUUUCCCUCGACAUCGAUUGAUUACUCGUUUAAUCUUGACUCUGAUAAUUCAAUUGGCUUGUUCCCCUCGAUUACCACUAUCUCCAUUGAGGUUAUCACAGUGCUUAUUGGAUGACUGGUCAAAAUUUACGGAGUUGGUAGCAGGUCAAAUACCCGAUAUGAUAAAAUAUGGUGUGAAUUUAGUUUGGGUUACAGAAGAACUUGAAAAGUUUCAUAAGUCAUGUCAAGAUUUUGAAAAAUUCGCAAAUACUGCAGAACAAAGUCGUGACGAGUUUCCAUCCUACCUCAAUCGUAUACUUACUGGUAUAAAUAAACACUUUGUAGCUGCCAGCCAAUUUGUAAAAGCACCUUUGAAAAACGUCAUCCAGGGGCCUAGUGGUUAUGGGUCAGUGUAUUUCCCGCAUGUGAAAUCCUCCUAUGAGAACUUCAGAAGUUUAUACACCGAGCGCAAAGCAGAAAUCAUCCAUUCGGGAGAACUAAACGAAUUCAAAUUAGAACUAUCAAAUAUUGUUAACUGUUUGCAGCAGCUUUGUCAUUGGCUCCAAAAUGGCUUAAUCGGUCCACAUACUCCUUCAAUAAUUUAGUAUGACUUCACAAUUAUGUAUAAUGAUGCACUAUAAAUUCGAUUAUCUUUUCGUUUCUUUUGUGACAGUUUUCUUACUGAUUGACUUCUGCCUGUCAUGUGCAAUAUACAUAUUAGCCUUUC